Messenger RNA from Zygosaccharomyces rouxii, 1539 nucleotides. RefSeq lists its product as uncharacterized. The coding region runs from base 1 to 1539 and encodes 512 amino acids. Gene Ontology annotation, molecular function: protein binding. Lineage: Eukaryota; Fungi; Ascomycota; Saccharomycetes; Saccharomycetales; Saccharomycetaceae. Gene Ontology annotation, cellular component: cytoplasm; ubiquitin ligase complex. The transcript has a single exon. The record is from RefSeq and is a predicted model, not a curated record.
AUGGAUAAGAACUUUAAUGACCUCUGUUACGCCUGUAGGAUCGGAGACACAGAUAACGCUGACAGACUCAUAUCCACAGGAGUUAACUUAAAUGGGCUUGAUGAAUUCGAUAACUCGCCACUUUUUUUAGCAAGCUUAUGUGGACACGAGGAGGUGGUUAAAUUAUUGCUUGAAAGAGGGGCAGUUUGUGAUCGUGAUAGAUUUGAAGGAGCUCGAUGCGUCUAUGGUGCACUAAAUGAUUCAAUUCGGGAUAUUUUAGUCAAACGUGAUAUUUCAAAAGCUGUGGAUAUAAACCAACCAUUUGUUAUGCAUAUUUCAUCAUUGUUUAAAGACUGGUCCUUGAACACGCAUGAUAUUCAAAUAAGUCCUCCAAAAGAAAUAAACGACAACGGGUUGAAGUUGCACAAAUUCCUAUUAAGUACCAGAAGUUUGAAGUUACGAUACAAUUUAUCCACGGUGUGGAACAACAAAUCUAAAUUAACCACUGAUAUUCCCACUUCCGUGCUUAAUAUCAUUACCAAAUUUAUUUAUUUAAUACCAGUAUUGCACGAAAUCAACAUGUCCGAUUACAAUACAUUAUUACAAAUAUCGCUCCAGUGGGAUUUAGAGCUUCUUUCAGAGUAUUUGAACCGAUUAAAAGAUGUAGCAGAUUCCUCUGAAAAAUCCACUUUGAUGGCCGAAUACCAAUACAGAUUUACAGAAGAUGCCAGGGACCAACUAAAGCGAUUCGUGAACGAUAAUAUUUUGAAAUGUUCGAUUGAUUUGCAUUCCACGACAAAUUUCGAAGAAGGAAUCCAGUUUGCCGAAAAUUGUGUUGCUUUUCCUGAUUUACUCCUUCUUGUGGAGAAUUUCAACGAAGACAAGCGCAUAUACCCUUGCCAUCUUGCAAUACUAAGUCGUGCCAACUAUUUCAGGAUGAUGUUUAGCCUUCCCAUGGAAGAAAAGGCGACUUAUCAAGAAUAUAAAGAUUUCAAAGACUCACGAAGGCUGCCGCUCAUAUCUCUACCAUCCUGUGACUUCGAAGUGGCGGAAAUAAUUCUCCGUUAUUUAUAUCAUGAUAGCUCCGAAAUUCCCUGGCAAUAUGCAAUUGAUGUAUUACUGAUGGCGGAUUUUCUACUUGAAGACAGGAUGAAAUCCAUGGCCGCUGUUGUAAUGACGCAAUCGAAAGAUUUCCUCGAAAAGCAUUCAAUCUUUGAUAUACUCUAUGUUGCCUGGGAAACAAAAAUGGAGCGUUUGGAACAAUUUGCCGCUAAAGUAAUUGCCUUUGAUCUAAAGAAUUAUACUAAGGAGACUGAAUUGAAAAAUGCUAUAAUAAAAUCCUCUCAGAUGAUCUCUGUGAGGGAGGAAACCGAUACGAUCGAGCUUGUAGACGACAUAAGAUUUUAUCUUCUAGAGAAAUAUGCCUUCGAACCAGACGAUAUAGACAUUCUAAGUGAAGAAAAGGAUAUACAGCUUUUGAAAGCCUCAGGCAUUCUCGACUAUCAGCAGGACGUCGCAAUUAUAGACAAUCUCUUGGAUGAGCUAACUCUCCAAGCCUAA